CUGUUUGUAAAUGGACGUAGAUCUAAUGUUAUUAAUGUGAUAGAAAAGUAACGUAAAGUGUAGCACGAUGAAUAUACGUGUAAAACAACCAGUAAUUUUUGGAAACUGUUAUAGAGAGCAACCUAAUCGACUAUGUUUUCAUCAUUUUUGCAGGGAAGUUUUUAUUUUGAAGUGGUUCCUGGUAGCUGUCGCCUGCCUUAUUGCCGCAGGUGCUGUAACAGUAUACUUGGCACACUACUUCAUGAAGACAUGCUAUACGUCAACGAAUGUCACUGGCGUAACGGCACAACACAGUGAUCUGAAUACAUACAAGGGCCAAUUACAAGACAUGGGAAAUGGUUACUCAUUAUUUAAACAAGAAGAUAUGACACAAAUAUGCAAAACUGAUGGAUUGACUGGCAGCCAACAAAUGAGAAAACAUAGUACAAAGCUUGUGUGUUAUUAUACAUUUCCAGGACCAGGUGGUUUGGUGCCAGACAAAAUCGAUCCUUUCCUUUGCACUCACAUUAACAUUGCAGCAGUUGGUAUAAAUAAUAGCAAGCUGGAACCACUUAGUGAAGAAAGACAAGAAGUCAUUAAGUCUCUUGUUGGUCUAAAAAUUCGUAAUAAAAAUCUUAAAGUUAUCCUGUCUGUGAUUGGUAUGCCAGGUGGAUUUGGAGAUAUGGUUUCAAAGUCAUCAUCCAGGAGAAUGUUCAUCAAAGAUUUGUUGUGGACACUGUCAUACUAUUCAUUCGAUGGUGUUGAUUUCGACUGGGAAUUCCCCGCUUGGCCUGGUAAAAUUUCAGAACGCAAAAAAUUUAUUAUUUUUUUGAAGGAGCUGCGAGAUGCAGUUCGGAAAAGUCAACUAAACACUAUUGUGAGUGUAGCUGUUGCAGCACAAGAGACGAUUGUGGAUGUUUCAUAUGAUAUUCCUGAAAUGAACAAAUACAUUGAUUACGUAAAUCUCAUGGCAUAUGACUACCACUUUUAUACUGAGUAUACCCCAUUGACUGGGCCUAAUGCUCCAUUAUAUAGCCUUCCAAGUGACAAAGGUUACAUGUCCACACUCAACACAAAUUGGUCUUCACUUUACUGGCAUGAUAGAGGCAUGCCUAAGAACAAGAUCGUCAUUGGAAUACCAACUUAUGGCCAUUCCUUCUGGCUCAUUAAUGCUGAGAAUCAUGGUUGGUCAGCUCCUGCUUCAGGAUAUGGAAAAAUUGGAAGUAAAGGAUUUGUAAGCUAUCCAGAAGUGUGUCAGUUCCUUCAUUCCACUGGGAGUAAAUACAUUUUUGAUAAAAAUUUUGAAGUGCCCUAUGCUUACCAGGGUUUGGAGUGGAUUUCGUAUGAUGAUGAAUGCAGUGUAAUGUACAAGGCAAAGUAUAUCGCCAGUGGCUCUUAUGGAGGAGCAAUGGUAUUUUCUCUCAAUGUAGACGACCAUCAAGGUGUGUGUGCUGGUACAACAUUCUUGCUGACAACACAGAUAAGGAAUAUUCUAGGAGUUUCUUGGCAGUAAGAUGAUACCAACUUCUCUUGUAAGCAGUCUACCAUGAUAAGACAUCCACAAAACACAAGUGGAUGAAGUUCACUGAAACAGAAUUGAAUGAAGUAUGUAGUUCAGUACUUUUUCCAGGCAGAAAUGAAUCAACUUUGUCACUUUUCAAAGUUGUUUAUAAGCCCAAGAUGCUUAGAAGGGCUGGAAUUAAAGACAGAUAACCUGUA
Schistocerca cancellata (South American locust) is the source of this 1698-nucleotide messenger RNA. Its product is annotated as acidic mammalian chitinase-like. NCBI's taxonomy places the organism in Eukaryota, Metazoa, Arthropoda, Insecta, Orthoptera, Acrididae. Gene Ontology annotation, molecular function: chitinase activity; chitin binding. Bases 68 to 1492 code for a protein of 474 amino acids. Gene Ontology annotation, cellular component: extracellular region. The record is from RefSeq and is a predicted model, not a curated record. Gene Ontology annotation, biological process: chitin catabolic process; carbohydrate metabolic process. The transcript is spliced from 8 exons.